Molecule: messenger RNA, 1605 nt
Organism: Cercospora beticola
Lineage: Eukaryota; Fungi; Ascomycota; Dothideomycetes; Mycosphaerellales; Mycosphaerellaceae
Biological process (GO): carbohydrate transport; transmembrane transport
Cellular component (GO): membrane
Molecular function (GO): carbohydrate:proton symporter activity
Source: RefSeq, a predicted model, not a curated record
AUGCUCGUGGACGAGAAGAACAACAGUUCGGCCAUGCAUGUCGAGAGUCUUGAAGACAAGCAGCAUGUCGAGGUUGCGCAGGAUGCUGCUGCUGCUGAGCACUCGCAGACCUUUUGGCAAGCCAUUAAAAGCGAGCCAAAAGCGGUGCUCUGGUCGGUAGCUGUAUCGACUGCAAUUAUCAUGGAGGGCUACGACAUUGUCCUGGUGACCUCGUUGUUUGGCCAGCCAGCUUUCGCCGAGAGAUAUGGCAGCUACGUUGCCAGCAGCACCACUGGCAAAUGGCAGAUACCGGCUCCAUGGCAGUCCGCACUGGGAGCUGCACCUACGAUCGGCGCCGUAGCUGGGGCCUUCCUCAAUGGCUGGCUCACGCAUAAAUUUGGGUAUCGGAAGGUGUUGCUGGCCUCACUUGUCGCAAUCACGGCGUUCAUCUUUCUGCUCUUCUUCGCGACCAACUUGACCAUGCUGCUAGUAGGCCUGGUGCUAUGUGGUCUUCCGUGGGGCGUGUUCGCAACGAUGGCGCCGGCAUACGCAUCGGAAGUCUGUUCACUCACACUGCGCGGAUAUAUGACCGUGUAUGUCAAUCUUUGCUGGGCUUUCGGACAAUUGAUCGCAGCCGGGGUCCUUGAGGGUUUUGCGACAAGCACUUCUCAGUGGGCGUACAGAGUUCCGUUCGCGUUGCAGUGGAUUUUUCCUGUGCCACUGUUCUUGCUCAUAUGGUUUUGCCCAGAGAGUCCGUGGUGGCUAGUCCGACGUGGCCGUACAGAAGAAGCAGCGCAUGCCCUCCGGAGACUGGCUUCGAAGUCGUCGACAACACCUCCCGAGGAUACAAUCGCCCUUAUCAAGCACACGAAUCAGCUUGAGGAUGAAGUCCAAUCUGGAACAAGCUACUGGAGCUGCUUCAAGGGCGUCGAUCUGCGAAGGACGGAGAUAGUCUGCAUGGCAUUCGCGGCUCAGAUCUGGUGUGGCUCUCCUCUUGGUGGUUCCCCAACGUACUUCUUCCUACAAGCAGGAGUUCCGACGUCGACCGCAUUCAAGUUCAGUGUCGGUGGCCUUGGAUUGGCAAGCUUGGGCACCAUCAUAUCUUGGUUCCUAUUGAGUCGCAUCGGCCGCAGGACACUCUACGUCUGGGGUAUGGCCUUGCUCACAGGCUGUCUCUUGAUCACCGGUAUUGUGGCCGCCACCUUCCAGGGAAGCACGUCAAGCUACAUUCAGGCUGGGUUCGUGAUGGCUUGGUUACUCAUUUACUAUCUCACAGUCGGACCUGUCUGCUACGCCAUCAUUUCCGAAACGUCAGCCGUCCGUCUGCGUAACAAGUCGGUCUGUCUGUCUCGAAUCAGUUAUUACAUUUGUCAGGUCAUCGGAAAUGUGAUCCAGCCGUAUAUGGUGAACCCAGGUAACGAGAAUUGGCAAGGCAAGUCAGCACUCUUCUGGGCUGGCACCUCUGCCAUUUUCUUCGUCUGGACAUAUUUCCGCCUGCCGGAGACGAAGGAUCGGUCGUAUGAAGAGUUGAACAUCCUCUUUCAAGAAGGAUUUUCAGCGCGGAAGUUCUCCAAAGUCAUAGUUGAUCCAUAUGCGGAGAGAUCAGAGCGCAUCAAGCAGGAAUAG